Molecule: messenger RNA, 543 nt
Organism: Jatropha curcas
Lineage: Eukaryota; Viridiplantae; Streptophyta; Magnoliopsida; Malpighiales; Euphorbiaceae
Source: RefSeq, a predicted model, not a curated record
AUGAAGUGUCAAACAAUGCCUUCAUCUGCACAGAUUUUAUCAAAAGCAUCAUUUUUUAUUGAUCUUUCCCCAAGAUUGCCCAAGAAAGUGUACGGUGGAGAUGGUGGGUCCUAUCUUGCCUGGUGUCCAUCAGAGCUUGCCAUGUUAAGUGAAGGGAAUAUUGGAGCAGCUAAACUUGCUCUUGAAAAGAAUGGCUUUGCUGUUCCUCGUUAUUCUGAUUCUGCUAAGGUUGCUUAUGUUCUUCAAGGGAAUGGUGAGGCUGGAAUUGUCCUCCCCGAGAAGGAAGAGAAAGUAAUCCCAAUCAAGAAGGGAGACGCUAUAGCCCUUCCAUUUGGAGUUGUAACAUGGUGGUACAACAAAGAAGACACUGAUUCAACUCUGGAUCUGAACGGGAAUCUAACCUUUUCAUUUCCCCCUUUCUUUUUGGCUUCAGUGAACCGGCCUCCAAACUACCAGGAGCUUCACUUCAGUUGCCUUUUCACUUCUUUUUCUAUCUUUCUCAGUUCAUUGGCUGUAAAGAUCAGCACCAGUUCAUGGCUGUAA